This is a messenger RNA of Candidula unifasciata, 793 nucleotides long. The record is from the annotation of a GenBank genome assembly. NCBI's taxonomy places the organism in Eukaryota, Metazoa, Mollusca, Gastropoda, Stylommatophora, Geomitridae.
UAAAUCAUUCACAUCAGUUGCAAAUGCAGAACCACCUGUGUAUACUGAUGUUGAUAUUGCAAAACUAGAAUGUUGUGGGCAUGUGCAGAAGAGAAUGGGACGACACCUUACAAAUAAAGUCAAUGAACUAAAGAAGGAGACAUUUAUGCACAAUGGCAAGAGUGUUCGAGGAAUUGGUGGGAGGGGUUGUCUCACGAAAAAUUCAAUCCUAAAGAUUCAAGGACACUACGGUGCUGCUAUUCGAAGAAACACCAACAAUGUGCCUCAGAUGCGAAGAGAAAUCUGGGCCAUAUGGCAGCACAGAAACCGUGACCAUAUCAACUGUGGAGAUUGGUGCCCUUCCAAGAAUCAGCCUGCAGCAGAUCCUGACAGAAAUGCUUUCCCUCCCUAUGUGUGUGAGGCCAUCAGACCUGUCUUUGAAACACUCACCAGUGAAACCUUACUGUCAAAGUGUGCUCAUGGAGGGACACAAAAUACAAAUGAGAGUUUUCAUAAUUCCAUUUGGCAGAGAUGCCCAAAGACUGGUUUUGUUGGAAGGCCAAGACUAACUCUUGCAGUUUAUGAUGCUACUGUGGUUUUUAAUGAUGGUGAGAGGGGUAGGAUACCUACAUUUGAGAAUCUAGGAAUGCCUAGUGGACUCUAUACCAGACUUUGUUUCAGUGAGCUGGAUCGAACAAGAAUAAACUCAGCAGCUACAAAAUUAUCACCGAGUGUACGGCAAGCGAGGAGAAUAGUGUCUGUCAUGCAUGACAAAGACAAAGAGGAUUUUUACCUUGCUGGUGCCCACGAGUAG